AAUGAAUUGUCGAGGCGAUUCACGCCUUUAACCCGAAUUUACGCUAUAUCAUAAAAGAGUUUUCUUACUCAAGUGCAGAUCCAUGAACCAAAAGGCUGAUUUUCAACAUGAGGACGUGGCAGUUGGUUGUGUUUGGAGUGACUGUUCAUCUGAUCUUCUUCUACUCUAUUUUUGACAUCUAUUUCACUUCACCUUUGGUACAUGGGAUGACUCCUUUUAUCUCCAUCUAUAAUCCUCCGGCCAAGCGUCUCAUGCUCUUUGUGGCUGAUGGACUUAGAGCUGAUAAGUUUUAUGAACCCUUAGAGAAUGGCAAAUUUAUAGCACCUUAUCUCAGGUCUGUGAUUGAGAAUAAAGGAGUAUGGGGUGUAUCCCACACCAGAGUGCCCACUGAGUCACGCCCAGGUCAUGUGGCUCUCAUAGCAGGCUUCUAUGAAGAUGUCAGUGCUGUAGCAAAAGGAUGGAAAGAGAAUCCUGUAGAGUUUGAUUCAGUUUUCAAUGAGAGCCAGUACACCUGGUCUUGGGGAAGUCCAGACAUUCUUCCCAUGUUUUCCAAAGGAGCCUCUGGGGACCAUGUAUUUAUGGAUUACUACCCCUCUGAGAAUGAGGACUUUGCUGCUGCUGAUGCAUCUAAACUUGACACCUGGGUAUUUGAUAAGGUCAAGAUUUUCCUCCUUGAGGCAACCAAGGACUCUGCAUUGAUGGGAAAACUUCAAAAAGACAAGAUUGUUUUCUUCCUUCAUCUGUUAGGCAUUGAUACAAAUGGUCACUCUCAUAAACCAUUCUCACAGGAAUACUUACGGAACAUAGCAGCGGUGGAUUCUGGGAUACAGGAAAUAGUACAGCUUUUUGAAGAAUUUUAUCACCAUGACAACAGAACUGCAUACCUUAUGACUGCUGACCAUGGGAUGACAGAUUGGGGGUCUCAUGGAGCCGGACAUCCUUCAGAAACCCUCACCCCACUGGUGGCCUGGGGGGCAGGGAUUCGUGGUCCCAGGGAGCAUAAUUCACAGCUUGAUGAAGAUGGCUUCUCAAAAAAAUGGAAAUUAAGUCAUUUACAGAGAUCUGAUGUACAACAGGCAGAUUUAUCUCCCUUGAUGGCAGCACUGAUUGGUGUGGCCUACCCUGUCAAUUCUGUAGGUAUUUUACCUAUAGAGGUUCUGAACAUACCAAUUCCUGAUCAAGCAGAGGCUAUGUUUGCAAAUGCUCAGCAAAUUUUGGCCCAAUUUAAGGUGAAAAUGGAACAGAAAAAGAGAACAACACUGUCUCAAACUUUCAGACCAUUUAUGGAAUUAACAGAAGAUAAACAGGUUUUGCAUACCAGAAAGAUUCGAAAUUUAAUUAAAGAGAGUCGUUAUGAAGAAGCAAUAAAAGAGUCUCAACAUAUGAUACAGCUAGCAUUACGAGGAUUAGGUUACUAUCAGAACUAUGACCGCUUCCUGCUUGGACUAAGUAUCACGGCUUGUUUUGUGGGCUGGGGAUUCUAUGUCCUGACCCUUAUUAUGAGGGAUCAUGUGGGUUUUUCCAACAAGAGAACUUUCCUUGAUGAGAUAAAUUCUCCAUUUUUGCUCUCAAGGACAUUUAUUCGAGGUUUGGCUGCAGCUGUUGCCAUGGUGAUUAUAGUAUUACUCGUAGUCCAGUCUCUACCUUGGACCUACUACCUUUAUUGCCUGGUUCCUGUUCUGCUGUGGAUGCUGGUUUUAGAGAGGUGGCAUAUAUUUGUGACUGUGAUCAGCAAGCAAUGGAACACCAGUGGGAUGUCUGCCAUAGUAGUAACAGUCAUGUGCUUAUUGGGCCUAGAGGCUGUGGUGGCUGGAUUCUUCUACAGGGAGAUCUUCUCCAUAGGUUUUAUUGCCAUAGGAGUCUGGCCAUUCUGGGCUUACAGAUCUAGGUCAAGUAAUCAGUAUGCCUGGCUGGUGAUCUGUCUGAUGUUGUCUGUGUUUCCUUUACUUCCUGUUGUUGGGAGACAAAGUAACUACUGUUUGGUACUCUUGGCUGGACUCCUAGCCUUAAUAAUUGGUGCUGUGGUUGUAAGAGUACACCUGGAGGAUGCAAAGGGUGCCAAAAUGAGAUUUAUACAGCUGACCAUACUUCUGACUGCCAUUUACAAUCUGUGGUCAGUAUCGUCCAGUAUAAAAAGAAAAGAAGGACUUCACUGGUUCAACCAGGUUCUGUCCUGGGCCAUUCUAGGUACCUCCAUAGUGGUCCCCUUGCUGAGCCCCACUUUGGUGAUACCACGGUUGUUCUCCAUUGCAUUUGCUUUUUUUCCUGUCUACCUGCUUAUGAGUUUAUUACAGGAGGCUGUCUUCAUUGUGUGUUUCUGUGUUGUGUUGUACUUGUGGAUUCAGUUGGAGAAAAGUGUACAUAAUACCAAAGGAAAGAAUCUUCUAACAACUGAUUUUGCAACACCAUCAUCAGGAGAACGCCAUGUGGUGGCCGAAGAUAUACGCAGAUCUUUAUUUUAUAUUUUCUUUAUACUUGUAGCUUUUUAUAGCACAGGGAAUAUAGCUAGUAUAAAUAGCUUUGAACCUGCUGCUGUUUACUGUUUUCUGACCGUCUUUAAUCCAUUUAUGAUGGGUGCUCUCCUAAUGCUCAAAAACAUUCUACCUCUGGUGCUGGUGGCAUGUUCUUUCCGUACCGUCCAAAUCCUGACACACAUUCCCACCCGAGCUCUGUUUCUGAUUGUCAUGAUCAUGUCCGAUAUUAUGGCAUUGAAUUUCUUUUUCCUGGUGAGGGACUAUGGUAGCUGGCUGGAAAUAGGAACAAGCAUCAGCCAUUAUGUUAUUGUGAUGUGUAUGAACAUCUUUCUCAUGAUUCUGUUUGGGGUAUCUCAUUUUUUAACCACGAUCCAAAUCAGACUGAAGAACUCUUAAUACACUGGAUAGCUAGCCCCUCCAGACUGGGUGUGCCAGAUUUUAUACAACUGCAUGUGGAAAUUCCAAAUUGUUUCAAUGUCAUUUAAACCCAGGAAAUGGAAAAAGACAUUGUUUCAGUUUCUGUCUGCAGUUUAUCCUCUGAGUACAUGUCAACUCAAAAUAAAUUAUUUUACAAAAUA
Messenger RNA from Saccostrea echinata, 3052 nucleotides. Its product is annotated as GPI ethanolamine phosphate transferase 1-like. Gene Ontology annotation, molecular function: mannose-ethanolamine phosphotransferase activity. Bases 108 to 2870 code for a protein of 920 amino acids. Gene Ontology annotation, biological process: GPI anchor biosynthetic process. The record is from RefSeq and is a predicted model, not a curated record. Gene Ontology annotation, cellular component: endoplasmic reticulum membrane. Lineage: Eukaryota; Metazoa; Mollusca; Bivalvia; Ostreida; Ostreidae. The transcript has 29 exons.